Messenger RNA from Python bivittatus (Burmese python), 501 nucleotides. The record is from RefSeq and is a predicted model, not a curated record. NCBI's taxonomy places the organism in Eukaryota, Metazoa, Chordata, Lepidosauria, Squamata, Pythonidae.
GGCAACCCAAUGGAUCCAAUGGUAAUGAAAAGACCUCAGUUGUUUGCAGUUGGCAACAGCCCCCAUGCCCAGUCACAGCCAGGCAGUCCAUAUCCAGGGCAGUCAUAUGGGCCACCAGGACCACAGCGUUUUCCAAUGGGAAUGCAGACCCGGACUCCUGGUUCCAUGGGAGGAAUGCAGUAUCCACAGCAACAGAUGCCAUCUCAGUAUGGUCCACAAAGUGUAACUGGUUACUGCCAACAGCCAUAUUACAACCAGCAACCACAACCUCAGCAUCUGCCUCCUCAGGCCCAGUAUCUCUCCCAGGCCCAGCAGAGGUACCAGACACAGCAGGAAAUGUCUCAGGAAGGCUAUGGAACCAGGUCUCAACCCCCUGUCACCCAGAACAAACCUAACCAUGAAGAACUGUCCCUAAUCCAACAAGAGAGACCUUCAAGUUUACCAGUUGAAGUCUUAGCCUCGGAGGAUGCUUCAUUUGGACUCAAGGUCUGUAGAUGGUGA